AUGAGAAAGGAGUACUGUGACAGUCCAGACCACCCGCAUCAAGAUAUUGUCCGCUUUGAGUUCACCGGGUUCAAGCCCAAUGCCCUCCUAGACCCUCACGGUUUUGUUUCAGCCAGUCCCACUGGCAAAAGGCCUUUUGAAGGGAAAGUCCGAGGAAUAAGGAAUAAUAUCAAAGAAAGCCAUGACGUGAUUGACUUAACCAAGUCUGAUUUCGUAUCAUUGCUGUCAGGUGAAGAUGAUGACUUUGAUUGUGUUGACAUUUAUAAGCAACCAGCCCUUAAUCAUCCUUUACUCAAGGAUCACGAAAUUCAGUUAUUUCCAAAUUUCUCAAAAAAUCCGAUAGCAAGUAGUGAAUCAUCUAAGGGUGAAUCUACUCAUAAAGUUUAUAUCCAUAGUAAAGGUUGUCCAUCCGGUAUGGUACCUAUUGAGAGGACUAAAGCAAAAUACGGUCACCAAAUUUCACAGCAAUUCCCUCGUCUACAUUUUGCAACAUUGAAUACGAAACCCAAUACAGCAGUCCAUGGAGCACGAGCAACCAUGAACACAUGGAAUCCUAGUGUAACAAGUGGCCAAUUUAGCAUGGGUGUAAUUAGGAUUCAAAGUGGACCCCCUGCUCAACUUAAUAUUAUACAAGCUGGAUGGGCAGUACAUUCAGAUCUGUAUGGUGAUCAUAAGACACAUUUCACUAUACGAUGGACAGUAGAUGGAUUUAAAAGGACCGGUUGUUACAAUGCGCGAUGUCCAGGUUUUGUGCAAGUGCACCCUACAGUUAGACCAGGUCUACCGUUUGCAGGAACUUCUGUCUUUGGAGCAGAACAGCAUAUUAUUGACGUUCAAAUUAUACAGGAUCGGAGUGGCAAUUGGUGGUUGAUAUCAGAGGGCAAUAUAUACGUGGGAUAUUGGCCCAAUAAGAUAUUCACUCACUUAGCACAGGGUGUUUCAGAAAUUAGCUUCGGUGGAAUGACAGCAUCUUCUCCAGGUGGACAAAGUCCUCCAAUGGGGGCUGGCACUUUGCCUUCAGCAAAUUACAAAAAAACUGGUUUUUUUGAGGAUAUCAAAAUUGCAGGUUCUAACGGACUAGUCGAUUUAAGCAAUUAUAAAACGUAUAUAUUUGUCAGCGAUAACUCUUGUUAUAAUAUUAUCGACUUUGGAAAUCAACAUAAAGAUUUAGGAAACACCUUUGCCUAUGGUGGACAUGGUGGAUUUAAAUGUUUGUAA
Molecule: messenger RNA, 1218 nt
Organism: Ziziphus jujuba (common jujube)
Lineage: Eukaryota; Viridiplantae; Streptophyta; Magnoliopsida; Rosales; Rhamnaceae
Product: protein neprosin-like
Exons: 8
Coding region: 1-1218 (405 amino acids)
Source: RefSeq, a predicted model, not a curated record